Molecule: messenger RNA, 2033 nt
Organism: Homalodisca vitripennis (glassy-winged sharpshooter)
Lineage: Eukaryota; Metazoa; Arthropoda; Insecta; Hemiptera; Cicadellidae
Product: aminoacylase-1-like
Exons: 10
Coding region: 343-1551 (402 amino acids)
Biological process (GO): amino acid metabolic process
Cellular component (GO): cytoplasm
Molecular function (GO): aminoacylase activity
Source: RefSeq, a predicted model, not a curated record
CCAUGCCAUAGGGCUCUCUAAAGCCACAAAGCCUAGAGGUUAAUAGUUAUCAUAAUUGAGGAGCAAUUAAUUUCUUUAUCUUAACCUUACUGAUAGUGGAAAAAAGAUUAAGUUGUAAACAGUAUAAUCAUUAAGUUAAUAUCAUUUUGAUACUUGAAUUUAUUUCAGUUGUUAUGUAACAAUAGUUAUUCAACUAUUUCAGUAUUUGUCGGCCUAGGUAUUUGGAGAUAGAAACAUGUUUAGUUUGUGAGUUGGCCAAAAUAAUAUAACUGAAUUACUAUACACUAUUGUACUAUACACAUAGUUUAUUGUUGGAUUUAUACAUUCAUAACCAAUCUCACUAUGUCUGAAGGCAAAACUCAAGAUCCAGAUUUAGAAGCUAUAUAUCAUUUUAAACAGUACCUGAGGAUUCCUUCAGUUCACCCAGAUGUAGAUUAUGAUGAUUGUGUGGUGUUUUUAAAGAGCCGUGCUGCUGAUCUUGGACUUCCCAUUUCUGUGUUUGAGGUGGCACCCCGCAAGCCUGUAGUUGUAAUCUCGUGGUUUGGGAGUCAGCCACAGCUUCCCAGCCUCCUGCUGAACUCUCAUAUGGAUGUUGUGCCAGUGUUUCCUGAGAAGUGGUCCCAUGCCCCGUUUUCGGCUGACACAGACAGUAAAGGGAACAUAUACGCCAGGGGCUCUCAAGACAUGAAAUGUGUUGGAAUUCAGUAUCUGGAAGCUGUGGGGAGGUUGAUGAAAGCCAAUCAGAAGAUGAAGAGGUCUGUCCAUGUGUCUUUUGUACCAGAUGAGGAAAUUGGAGGUCAGACAGGCAUGAAGAUAUUUGUUGAAUCUGAAGACUUCAGAAAGCUCAAUGUUGGCUGUGCUCUAGAUGAGGGAAUUGCCAGUCCAGAUGAAAGUUUUCAUUUUUUUUACGGAGAACGUUCCUUGUGGCAUGUAUUCAUCCACUGUAUGGGUACUCCUGGACAUGGCUCCCUUUUGCAUGAUGACACAGCAGGAGAAAAGAUUGCAAUUGUCAUUGAGAAGUUCAUGGCAAGACGAGCAGAGGAGAAGAAAAAACUCAAAGACAAUCCAAACUUAACAGUGGGCGAUGUCACAACAAUAAAUCUCACAACGCUUGAAGGAGGUGUCCAGACCAAUGUGGUUCCCCCAGAACUAUCUGUCGGGUUUGACUGUCGACUGAGCGUGGAUACAGACCACAAGGAGUUUGAGAACUGGAUCAAUGAGUUGUGUAAACUGGCCGGUCCCGGCGUUAUAGCAGAUAUCGAUGUAAGAUGUGCUGCAGGGCCAGUGGAAAGUCUAGACUACACCAAUCCUUGGUGGUGCUGUAUCAGUGAUACCACCCGUAACAUGGGACUUAAACUGAAGUGUAACAUUUUUCCAGCAGCUACAGACAGCCGGUACAUCAGAGAAGUCGGAAUACCUGCAUUUGGUUUCUCUCCCAUGAACCACACUCCAGUCUUACUUCACGACCAUGAUGAGUAUCUGAAUGAAAAAGUAUUUCUUCGAGGCAUCAAUAUAUACUGCAAGCUGCUUCCCGCCUUGGCUAACUUAUAGAAAAGAUUGGGUACCUUAAGUUUAGAGUGAGAAGCCUUUGCCUGUGCCUUAGCUGACUACAAGAGUGUUUUCUACAAGAUACAUUAUUUUGGUAGAAGUAAAAGUCUAUAUUUAUAAAGAACAUGGAUUAAAUAAUAUAGGGGAUUUGCUUUUUAGAUUGGGUAAAUGUAACAUACAAAAUAGGUGAAGUUAAGUAGUUUUAACAUUGAUAAGAUAUUGAUAAACACAAUGAGAUACAAUACAAAUAUUAGUUAAGUGUUGAUAAACGUAAUGGGUACUAUCCAAGUAUCAGUUUAGCGUUGAUAUGAAUGUGAUAACAUACAACAUAAAUAUUAGUUAAAUGUUGAUAAAUGUGAUCAGAUGCAAUCCAGUUGAGUAUUAACUAUCAAAAUCAGUUACAUGUUAGAACAUCAACUCAUUCCAAAUUACAAUGUUUGUGUAAUCAUCAGUAAUUUUAAAUAUACAAAAUUAUUAUUAUGCGU